GUCAGUGUCAGUCUCAUCCCCCUCCCGCAAGAGCGGGGUCAAGACAGAGAAGCCCACAGUGCUCUCGUUCGUUCCUGGUAUGCCUGUGUGGGUCCCAGACGGUCAAGAGGCAUGGAAGCCAGGACAAAUAGUCGAUGUAGUGCCAAAUGCAGAGCGAAAGUCAUCUGAUCUGAGGUCGCUCACGAGUCGAAGCAGUGCUGAUAGCUUGUUGGGAGUUAUGAAGAAGGAUAUCGUAAACUGCAGAUUCAGACUCAGUCGCGAAUAUGAUGAACAAAAUGUAGAAGUAUGUUGUGGUGUAACACUGUGGGUACUAGAUGUAGUUUUUAGGCGAUCGUACUAACGUAAGAAUUAGGUUUGUCGUUAUUGCUUCUAAUCUCACGAGAACAAGUGCUGGCUCAAAGACAUCACUACUGGACCAGGGCUCGGAAUGCAAGGAAAUCGUGACGCUUCGGUGUGAUGGUGUGGUGCGGGACCUGAAUACGGUGGACCAACAAGCAGCUUUGAGAAUCCGCGAAGCAGCUGCCAUGAAAAAUAAGGCUAGAUAAGACUUUGAUAAUCUUCGUUUUAAACGAAGAAGUCUGAUGUAUCAAUCUACGAAAGGUUUCGUACGUGAUCCUGUGCCUCCAGUUGAUGAUCAUGAUACUAGCCGUUUAUAACUGAAAAAACGUUCUUCAAUCUAUCUGGUUGAAACAAAUCACCUUUCUUCGUUUAUAAUCUAUCUUGUUGAAACAAAAAAAGCGUUCAAUCUAUCUGGUUGAAACAAAUCACCUUUCUAAUAAUUCUCGUGGUGUAGAUGCUGGGGAUGACUUAGAUGCAUUACCGUUCCUGCACGAACCCAGUGUGCUUCAGGCCCUCCAGGCGCGGUUUUUGCUUGAUCGCGGCUACACCCGACUUGGUCCCGUGAUGCUUUCUUGUCUCACUGCAGGAGCUGCCACCGAAACCAAUAAUGGUGGGUCCGCCGCGUCAGUUAGCCAAACGCCUCUCGGAAAGAUGAACAGCGGUCUCAAGUCCGGGAUGAAACAAGGCAGCACGAAGUUUGCGGCCUCAUCAUCCUCUAGUUCCUCCAUCUACAGCAAAGCACAGGAGUACAUCCGCGAAAACGCGCGGAUAGUAGAGAACACCACGCCGCACAUCUGCGGUCUCGCAAUGGACUCGUUUUACGCUAUGUAUAACAAGGGACGAAGCCAAAUCGUGCUGAUCACAGGAGAGAGCGGCAGCGGAAAAAGCUACAACGCAGAAGCAGUGCUGAAGUGUCUCACGUACUUGAAGGAAGAUAGGAAUCAAGAGAGCAAGGUUUCGGCAGCUUUGAAUGCAGUAGAGCCAUUGUUGAGGGCUUUUGGGAACGCGCACACAGUGCGAAAUCGAGACAGCAGCUGCUAUGGUCGAUUGACGGAGUUGUUCUAUCCGAUGAGCAUAUGGCAAUGUUGAGUCAAAAAGUUGUGGCUACCUCCUAUCGUCCCAAUCGUAGUUGUUCCUAACAAUUUGUACAGAUUCUGGCACAAUCGAUUCCAAUCUCAAGUAGUUUCACUUCCAGUUUGCAAUUGUACUAGAUUCAUGCAUGAUCACUACCUAGCAGUGAGUUCUUGUCGUGUUGAUGAAGAUGAAAAAGAUUCAGAUCGACAUAUACCCCUCUUUCAUACCACAAUCGAGGAAACUUGCAGGCUGGGCGACUCGAGACUUUUCUCUUGCAGAAAGGCCGCAUCUCAGAUCUGAACCAAAGCGAACGAAAUUUCCACAUCUUCUACCAAUAUGCAGCGGCUCUACAUUUCUGUGGGAAGCAAGCGAAACAAGCUGCUUUUGGCGACGUCAAGGAUACUAUGAACGACGACCCGGAACAAGAUCUCCCUGUCGGUGGCUCCGCACAGUCCCUAGGUGUCGGUGGGAAGACACGCUAUGAGUACGUCUUUCGACCAGAUGGCGGACCCAACGCGACCACCUACCACUUCAUUCCGUUCGAGGGUGCGUCUACGGGAGUAGUACCAAAGAUGCUCUCUGGAGGAGGCAUCGCGCAUGAUCCAGAUGACUUCCCGAACUUCGAUGCAACUCUUCAUGCGUUCUGCAAUUUAGGUGUGCCAGUCGAAGAACAAGAAGAAAUCUUCAACCUCUUGACCGCGAUCUUGCUACUCAGCUGCGUCUCAACCGCAAAUGCGAAUGCGAGGGAUCCAAGUGCAAGUAGUUAGACUUACACAUUUUUUCUAGUAUCGAGUCUCCUUCAUAGUUGCUGGUUUUGGGAAAUGCAUAUCCAAGAUGAAACUGAAGUAGAUGAAUCUCUAUCCUUCGCCAGUGAGCUAAUCAACAUUUGUUCACAAUCCUCACACCGCUUCUUAGGCCGCUCAUCUUCUCGCGUUGCGAAGAUUGAGGAGAGUGCAAAGAAUGUCCGAAUUGCCGUACUGGCUAAGAUUCUGGGAGUCUCAGACGAAGCUCGUUUGCGUCAGAUUUGCGAGAAUUCUGAUGCCGUUGACUCUCUCUCACGAUUGCUCUAUGGACAAGUCUUCAAGUACAUCGUGCACCGGUGCAACGACGCUUUGAGCGCGAGUUUGCAAGAGGACGCGUUGAGCAAUGUUAAGGCUACACUUACACUUAGAAAAUAUCAGAAACUGAAACGCACUAACACAAGAAACACUAUCUUGCAUAUGGGUAUGGUAUAUGAUUAGAAAUCUCCUCAGUAAAUAUAAAUAAGGAUGCAGUGGUUUUUAUGCUAGCCUCUACCACCUCUAACAAUGCCAGCGAAUUCGCCUCCGUCAGCGUCCUAGACAUGUUUGGAUUCGGGAGCUAUCGUAAGAAUGGAUUCGAGCAACUCUGCACCAACUACGCGAACGAGGUGAUGCGCAAAUACAUCUUUUCUGACGUCAGAACUUGGACUUCAGCAACGUAUUCGUCAACCACCGGACAACAAAUUCAAGGCCAACAACAAGGUGUGUUGAACAACCUGUCGCAAGCACAGCUAGACAGCGUGAACGAGAACCAUGACGCGGUAGUCAGUCUGAUUCGGACCGGAAUCUUCCCUCUGUUAAGGCUUACCCUAAUUCAUCUUCCGCAGCAUCCUGAAGAGGGUCGUCUUCAUGGAGAAAAAGGGAACAGGGUGCUUCUCAAGAAGGAUUAGAGUGAGUUCUAACUAUGUUGGAAAGCGUGGCGAAGACGGCACCUCCGGAUGACGUGUCUUUGGGUCUGUUUUCUAGACAAUUGGACCAGCAGUUUUGCUCGAGAGUGCGGUCGUCUUUUGGUGCUGGUAAGAAUCCGCGGUUUCUGGAGAAGCGAAAUCUGUCUGACAGUUUCGCAAUUAGACACUUCACGUCGGAUGUUACCUACACGGUCUCAAGCUUCGCGCACAAGAAUUCCGACCCCUAUCUACCAGAGCUCGUUGCGUUCCUUCGUGAGCAGAACAACGUCACAGAAGCAGCCUCGUCUCCGUUCUCACGAAAGAGCAAGAACGCUGAUGGUGCUGCCAAGACGCGCACUUCGCGCAUCGCCACUGGCCCGAACCACUUUUUGCAGACGCUGUUGCGCGAUAAAACUCUGGUCGAAACAGAGUCUAAAAACCUACGAUCUCAACUAGACCGCGUCAUGGCUCUCGUAGAUGCAGGUGAGCGUCAUUUUUGCGUGUGCCUGCGACCCAACGGCAAGAGUGUCCCCGACUUUUACCACCGCAACUACGUUGCAGAUCAGCUUCGCAUGCAAGGCGUGAUGGAGAUAGUGGAUUUGCAACGCAGUGUUCUCCCAGUACGGUUGGACGUGAAGGAGUUUCUAUUAAGGCUCAACUUUCAAUGGUCACCAUAAUUUAGAUUGGAGUCACUGAGAUCGAAGAGGCGACCUCCCCUUGAGAGUAGAACAGCGGAACUUAAUGAAGUAGGGAAAGGGGAGAGCUUUGAAGGGGGUCUCUUCCGUUCAGAGUCAUGAUGGCCAAUGAAUGCUGAGCUUUAAUUCUAGUAGAGUUUGGAGGUUUGAAAACCUACAUGGUCGAGUUCGGUCAACGGCCAAAUGUCAACGACUCUCAGGGUGGUGGAAACAGGGGUUCGAAAAUGCUAGCGUCAUCGUCCAAGAAUGGAGGCAAUGCGAAAGGCAAGGUGAGUCUAGCGAAGCAAGCGUCAGGUGCUGGACCGAGAGGCAUCUUGAGGAGGGGUAGCACCGCAGCUAACAGCGUUAUGUCAGCAGUGUCUUUGACGACAGGUUUGGCACGUAGUGGCGCGUCGCAAGUGGCACCUCCAAGUCCCGCAGAGGAGCUAUUGUUCACAAUCGCGGAAGCAAAUUCUGCGGUCGAAGAACUGGUCGGGACGAACAAAGAUGGGUCAGACGCUUAUGAUUUUUACACAGGAGCCACUACUCCUUGAACAUUAUACAUAGAUAAUUGUUGAUAGUUACCCUUUUCUCUUUUAUAUCUUCCUCUGGUCUGUCUUUUUUCUAGUUAGGUCGGCUCCGCCACAGUUAUAGAUAAUGAGUCUCUUUGUAAGACAUCAAAGAGAAAGACUUACUGACAGAGACACCUGAAUGUUGUACCGCGAUAAGUUGUUCCUCCAUAACAAUGUCACGUGGGCUCAUCUUUCUGUUUUGUCACCAUUCCUCCUCUACUAACCCUUCCAGCAGCACUACCGAGUCGUCACUACAACUCAGCAUGUUGGCAGCGCUGUCCGCAAAUCCGGUGCCAUCCUCUUGUCAGAGGAGCUAUACCUCGCCUUAAAGCAGACGCAGUACGACGCUCAAAAUGCGAAUGCUACGCGACUCUCCGCUGCUUACCGGCAGUUCCUGACCAAGCGUCGCUACGAUCAUAUUCGAGCCUCAACCGUGAAGUUGCAGAGAUGGAUGCGGGAUUUUCUGUCGCUGAAAACGAAGCGAAAGUUCCAAUCUCUGAUAGGAAUGUUGCGUACUGGAGACGGCAAGAAAGUCAAGUUUCCGUUUGCUUUGGUACUCACUUCUGUUGCUUCUAUGAACCGCUAUAUUAAGUUGUAGUUGGAGCAAAUAUAUCACAAUUACGUUGUACAAUUUCAAUUUGAAGAUCGUCUGGUGAUGUAUCUCACGAAUCUAUCUAGAGUAUCGUAGCUACAUCAAAGCUUUCCUAUCCACCUCCACCAAUCUCUGUACAACUUCAGCCUAAUUCCGCCCUGAUGGCAGCAGGCAAGUCAGGAGGAAGCACAGCUGUUCCUAGUGACACAGAUGCAGAGGUGGAGAGACACGUAAAGGAAAUCGCCGAUGAACGUGCACGUAUGCAACAGCAGCAGAUGGAUCUGAUGCACGCUUUGCAUAAGUCAAGAGCCGCCAAAGCAGAGGGUGAAAGCGCAGGACCCGACAACGGUUCGAUGAUGUACUAUAGUGAGCCACGUCGAGGUAGCAACAACAUGAUGUUCUACAACAAUUACAGUGGAGGCUCUACUAGAAUUAAGGCUUCUUCUCCUAAUAGAUUCAUUUCCAGAUCCAGAAGCAUCUUAGGGCUGUCAGUCUCAUAUUAAGGGGAAACCGGUACUAAGAUGAGUCUCAGGAUGGAUUGGACGGGGCUCUAAUAGAAGUUCCGGCGAGGAAACAGUAACGCCACGUAGUCGAAGUGGUCCGAUAUCUUUGGAUCUGGUGCCAUUGGAUUUUCCAUCUGCUACGUCGUCGAAGUCGUCCCUUAUUUCCUCUAGUAGGAGUCACUACAGUGGAGGUUCUGGCUCAUCUGUAUGGAUGAUGUUUUUUGCAUCUCUCAGACCAUCGAGGAGGCUCCACCCCUUAUAAUGCUACAUAUGAAUACCUUAAUACGUUUUUAAGGGGAAAAGGGUUGCCUCCAUGGAGAUGGUCUGGCUAGAUGGAUGAAUAGACACCAUUCAUAAUCUGCGAGAAGAAGAAUGACGAAUGGCGCUCCUGGGACGUUUCAGUUCUACCUCGAUGGAGACGACAUCGUCGAUACGGGAGACAACAAGAACAAUAGCACCAACGCGCAGCUUAGUGCACUUUUUGCUGCACAACAAGCAGUUUCCGACUGCAUCAAGGCAUCCAAGGAUAGCAAACUGCAGAGCAACUGGGACAAACUGCAGAUUAGCCUGAAGGAUCUAGCCAGACAGGUGGAAGAAGGUCCCAUGAAGUCGCAGUACAUCAUAGAAAGGCGAGAAAGGGAAUUGCGACACAUAAUGUAUAACGAGCGCCAAGGAAUGCUCGAACUCGUCAGAAGAAAACUGGGGAACCUGGUGAAUUUGAAUCCCAUGUUAUGGAUGUAUAUUAAUGGAUGAAACUUUGUUGUUGGUUGUGAUAAUGAAUGGUUCCGGUAUUUGGUAACCUGAGUUUGAUCAUAAGGGAAAACAAGAAGAGAACCCUUAUGAUCAAAUUCAGGUUACCAAAUACCGGAACCAUACAGAUAAAAAGUAGUUAUCUAUCCUGUUUCAGGACGCGGCUAGUAAGAACUUCUAGAACAGUAAAGCGAGUAUAUUAACCGGGAGACAAGUCAAUUGUAGCUGCGAUGAACAUACCGAGAAGGAAGAAUAUGUUUCGCUUGGACCGCUUCAGGAACUAAUCCUUGCCCUGCUCAAUCAAUAGAAGCAGUCUAGUCUUUUCGUCAUUCUUCUCAUAAUACAUACAGAAGUAGAAAAAUCGUCUCAUUGUCCAGCACCUCUAAUUUCCGAAGCCGCUAGACGAGCACGACAGGGCAUAACCAAUGUAGACCUCGAGUUUAGCAUUGAUCAGCUGAAGCGCCAAGUGAGGGAGUCGGUCGAAGGCGUUUCGGAGGAAGAGCGCAAAAAACUGAAUAGCGGUGAAGAAAUUAUGACUUCUGAUACUGAAGACAGACUUCAUAGAGGGGGGAUGAAGACUGAUAGUAGUGAAGAGGACUGAUACUAUUUUGAAUUGGAUGAAUUUGAAUGAUUAUAGAGUUCCACACGACAGAAUUCAUAUUUUUUAUAACAAGAGACCACUGUAGCAACUUCUAACUACUUAUGAUAUUGUAUUCAUUUUCCUCUAUUUACAACUCGUCAAUGAAUUUAUUCAAUAGGUUCCCUUUCUCUAAGGAAUUGUUUGAAAACUUCGAUUUCGCUGCGCUUAGCCCGAUAUGGACAGAACGGUUAGUCAGAAAUCUGCGUAAGAUCAAGAAGCCCGUUGACGUCCUCAUCCUGGGACCGAAAAACGUUGGCAAAACUGAGCUUGUGCGUCGUAUGUAUCACAAAUGCGACUUGAAGCUGCCAGCGGCAUUCAUAGGUAUAAAAAUAAAUAUUAACUUUUAAAAAGAGUUAUAAUAUAUGAUCUUCCCAAGUUUUUCUUUUCUGUUUUCAACAUAAUUCCUCGAAGAGGAAGAUAAAAAUACUAUUAUAAUGUCCUCUUCCUCCUCGAUCAGAUCCGAAAACCAGCGAAGAGAUGGUCUUCGCUACUCUCGGAGGGCGUGAGGGUAAGGCGCCAGGCCGUGAGGACCCGGAACACUUGUUGCCGGAUAUCCUGCGCCACGACUUCGAUUUCGGAGGCAAUUUCUACUUACGUGUCUUAGAUUGUCACGCGAGACUGUCGGAGUCUUCGCUCUACCGCAACUUGUACCACCAGGCGCAUUGGGUUUUCAUCGUGUACACGGUAACUAGGCAGGAAACAGUCCAACAAGCUUUGGCACUGUUGCGAGAAGCGAAAAAAUUCAACAACAACGUGUUGCUUGUGGGCAAUCUCAUCUACGAGGCGGAGACGGUCAAGGCCACAACGCGCAAUGUGUCUCGCAGAGUAGCGGCCGAGCCCCGCGAAGUGAACCUGAACUACGUCAAGGCGCGCGCCGACAAGCACAAGGGGAUUGUCAUGGAAACCAGUGACUUGUUGGUGGCCACAAAGUUAGCGGUAGAGUCGAUGAUGGCACCUUCGGAAGUGGUUAAGUAUGUGCCUGCCUGGAAAGACGCCGCGCACAUAACUGGUGACAAACUGCCGAUUGGGUUGAGGCGAGCAGAACAUCGUAAAGUGGAAGACGAACUGAAGAAAGAAGUCAGGGAUCGAUUGAAGGGAGUAAUUGAAACUUUCCUUGGUCUUUGUGUAUGUACUUAUCAUAAACAUGCUGAGACGUAGAAGAAGCUCCUAUGCACUAUCUAAAAACACGAUAGAAGAUGAAAUGAAUCAAGGACAAAGCCUAGGUAGAACAACUUCUAAAGUCUAAGUUAUAUUGAAGUUUAGUUAUUGAAAACAAUAUUAAAAACACGACCCCCUCCACCACCGCCUCCUCUUUCUUCUUCAGGUUGUUGAUACCGCCAAGCCAUCGCUAGCUGAGCACGAAGCCGAGAGCAGCUAUGUGAAGUAUCCGCUAGCAGAGCAAUACGAUUACAACUUCUUGACUCUGAUCGACCCAAAAGAGGACAUAGCGCACAAGGAAUUGCUGACAAAGGCGAGAUUUUAAGGCAAGAAAAAUUAGCGGGCCGCGUACUAUUAACGCAUAUUAAGUGGGUCGUAGUUCUAGUUGUUGUUGACCUAGUGUACUAAGUUAUCUUCUUUUCCUUGAAGCUCUUCUUGUUGAUGUAGGUAAAGGUAAAUUGAAAUUGACGUACAAUAUUUAUUUAGUGAUGUGUCUAAAAGCCCGACUAGUAGUGACGUAUAAUAUUUAUGUAGUGACGUAUUAUAAUAUUUAUGCCUAAAAGCCCGACUAAUCGAUCGUAGGGUUUGGCCGUUGUGACACGGUCUUCUUGCUCCCCCGGUAUGUAAGUUGUUAAAUGAGGUUAUUUAAGUAGUUGAAUGGGAGGCAGCAUGUAGUCCUAUGGAAAAAAAAAAAAAUCGGGCCGCCUAUGGAAAAAAAAAAAUGUGCUUCAGGAUUCUCGCAGGGUAAUUAAAUGUUCGUAUGGCGAGGAAUAUAGACCCAGGUCCCAAAAAAAAAAGGCCGCCGACGUCGCCCAAUGAAUGAAUGAGUGUCUUCUUCAGUACUGUAAGCAUGGCACUCACGACAUGUGCUUGCUCUAAUAGCAAGUAGGCGAGAAAGCGAGACAAGGCACCGCACCCGACCCGAAGGUCAUGGGAGGAUCACAUCGGGAAGGGGAAAAACCCGACGGGGAGGAAGAUGAGGCUCCUGAAAGUGGUGGAGGUUAUGGAUUUCAAGGAGUACAUUAAUAUAAAUUAGACUACAGAUUUUUCACAUGAUUUCACGACGUGAUGUUCAAUAGAGGAAGAAGUAGAACCGGUAUGUCUAUUCGUUUUUUAUGUCGUCUUGGCGCAUUUGCAACUACACGUUCUUGAGUCUAUCGAUCCCUAGUAACCCACUUCAACUAGUCGACGAGUACUUAAGUAGUACAUCUUCUAACUCUCCAUGGUCCUUAAAACCGAAGGCAUGCAGGUGUACGCAGGCGAUGAGUAUUUGACUGAACGAGUGAAUUACCAUGAUGACGGAGAAGGGAGGAUAACCGUGGGCAAAGAAGAUGAAAAUCAAGAGACAGACUACGAAGCUGGUCGAGAUCGAGAUUUAGUCUUGAUCGAAAAGCGAAAACCGAAGGCACCAAGUGCAAUUACAUGUGUAUGCUUCGGAAUGGAGAAUCGAGUGAAGCCCUUCUCCUACCUCGUAGCUGGCUACAAAGACGGACACAUCGCUCUGUAUCGGAUCUAUCAUACGGAAACCGAUUACGAAUUGAUCCACAUGGCCAGCGAAGAGGAGGUAUUCUUCAAUUGUAGAGGUGCUGAUGUUGAGCUAGUACACCUCUUUCCUCUAUUAGAAAUUUUUUUUUCAAUUGUGGAGGUGCUGAUGUUGAGCUAUACACCUCUUUCCUCUAUUAGAAAAUUUUUUUUCCAAUUGUGGAGGUGCAGCUGAUGUUGAGCUAGUACACCUCUUUCCUCUAUUAGAAAAUAAAGCGAAAAGAAGCUGCAGGGAGGGGUACGGGCGGUAGGGUCAACAACAACAUAUUAUAGUAUUAAGAAAGUGUAUUCGUAUUCCUCUUUCGAAUCGUAGUCACGACUUUUCGUUCAUUCAUUAAUAACUCAUAAGCAUAAAAACCGACAUUCACAACCAAACAACAGGUCGGUGUCGAGGAAAGUACCGAGUACAUGAAGCUAGUCCAGAUGAUGAAGAAGGAACUCAAGAGCAAGAACGCUGGAAAGUUAGAACAUGUCGCCACGUGGAAAGCACAUCAGAGAGCAGUAACCAACGUUGUUUUCACAACAACAGAACAAAAGUUGAUCUCCAUUUCCACGGACAAAACGAUGCGUCUGUGGAAUCUAGAGGUAGAACACGGGCAUUUCGUCCAACACGGACAUCCGAAGCUGCACUACGUAGUCGAAGACGCGUACCCGAUCAGUGCUGUGUGCACAGUGCCAGCGUUUCCACAACUGUACAUACUGGCCAAUGCCGCUGGAGGCAUCCGUGUGGGCGACUACGUCGAAGGAAAGAUCAUACAGAAUUAUGGCACAGCGGUCGUAUUAAUGUUUUUACCGCUCAAGAACACUCUCUUGAUGAACAUUGACAUUCUUAGGUAGCGUUCUAUUCCUGAUGAAGAACUUUUUAACUAAGGAAGUUGCACGUCGUGGGAAGUAGUCGCGUAUAACUAUAACAUUUUAUCCUGAAGUUUCUAAUCUGAGUUCUCGCACAUCGAGGAAGUCCGAUGUUUGGCGAUCGACCGACGAAACGGCAACUACAUGUUUGGAGGCACGAAGUUUGGCGAAGUAUUCGUGAUUGAUUGCGAACGACCAGGUGACUUUAAGUUCCUGCCUAAUUUGAGCAUCCGAAUCAACCAAACCUGGAUGGCGGCGACUGAUAUGCGCUUUGGGUCUUUGGUGACCCUCAAUACGACGGAUAAACUUCAGUUAAGGCUGCUUUUACUUGUAACUAGACAUCCUUUAAAAGUAAGUAGUUUUCACUGAAUUAUAUCGUGCCUGAAGGAAGAAAUCUAGGACAAGGUCAAGGACAAACAACGUGUCGUGCAUACUACUUUUCAAGUAGAUCAAUCAUCUUCAUCUCGACCUCGUCCUUUAUUCCAUAGCUCUAAUCCGACCCAACAAGCCAAUGGCCAUGGAUGCUGCCCACAUAUCGUACCAGGAUCUGCUUGUCGUCAACUGCGCUGACAAUUCAGUCGUCACGUGUCAGGUGACCUAUGAGUCACGACUGAACCGCAUCCUGACGUUUACCGUUCUCCAUCGCUACCCGAACCUGCAAACAGUACUUCCUCUUCGCAGUUGUAUCAGUUCACACGGUUACGUGAUCACAGCCGGUGAAGAUCGACAUGUGCAUGUGCACACAAUCCACGACCCAAAGCACGUCUGCUCUCUGCUUCACGACGAGCCUUGUAUCGCGGUCGACUUGAACCGAUCGCACACGAUUCUUGCUAGUGGCGACGUACUAGGUAACCUCUACGUGUGGCGUUGCUAUUCUCGACAGGGAACCAGUUACGUGACUAGCGAACGCAUGUUUGGGUCGGGUAUGGAGGAAGAGCCUGAUUCUGGUUCUGGAGGACCUGCUUCUGGUGGCUCAGCAGACGGAGAAGGUGCAAAAAAGAAACUAGAGAAGAAAAUGAGCACACAAGGCUCCUUUGGCGGAGGAGGCGGCAAAACGUCAUCCAAAAGCGGUAGUAGUUCCGCGAGCUCAUCCUUAUGGCUUAUAGAGAAGUACUCAAUACCGCGAUCGACGGUCCAUUUCGCGUUCACUUUGUUAUAGAGGAGUAAAUACUUAGUUCUGAGAACAAAGUGUAAAGAUUUUGGUCUUCUUCGGUUUCCAACGUACUUAGUAUUGAAAUGAUAAUUUGAUUAUCUUGUUCCCUACUUCUACAACGAGUGGAACUCAAGGAGUCCACCUAGACCUACUGUCUGAAGAGUGAUGCGAACCAUUACCAUUAGAUAACUUCGAUGUAGGUAAUAUGAUUCACAUCAGCUGCCCAGUGUGUGAUACAUUCAUUAUACUAGUUGAAGGACUAGUACCUUCUGAUGUAGUACCUCCCCAUACUCGUUGAAGGACUAGUACCUUCUGAUGUAGUACCUCCUCUAACACUCGCAAGCGAAGGACCAGGAGCAGGAUAUGGCGGUGGAAUGGGCAACAAAGGUGAUGCCAUGCGAUCCGUGAUGCCUGGCUUUGGCGGAGGAGGAGGAAAUAGCUCUUCCGAUUAUGAGGAAGUAUAGGUGUCUGUCGUGAUACCGCUUAGAAGUUAAGUAUGUGAGCAUGUUGAUCAGUACGUAGUUUUGCUAGAAGUACUGAGGAUACAUCCUAGAAGUAUGUCUUCGUAAAAAGGGUAAUAAAAGAGAUGAAAAUCGAGAUCGAUCAUCAAUGCAAUUCGAGAAAAACGAGAACAAUAUCCAAAGCAGAACUAUCAGUAUGAGUUGUUUGUUUCUUUGAAUACUAUCGAGUAUAGACUAAUUUUAGCAUAAAGAUUUAUCAGUUAGACAGUCUUCAUCCAGCGUGAAGAAAGACGAGAAGCAUCAUCACGAUCUAUAAUUGAGUCUAGUGAUGAUCGACCUGCAUGCCGCAACAAGUACUAUUACUUACAGAACUAGAGUAGGUCUGCAAGUGCAUGAUGAAUAAGUGUCUGCUUCCACAGUCUAUCAUGGACAAAUUACCGUUAUCGGAAGUCAUAUUUCUUGCAAAUCGUCGUUAUCAGAAUUCAUAUUGUUCCUUGCAUUAACAACUACAAAACGAAAUAUAUACUAAUCUUCACGACGAAAUCUUCUCAAUAUGAAAUGUUCCUUUCUGCUAAUCCAACCUCGAUUGAAAAUAACCAUAAGUAGUCACUAACAAGAGAAUGAAGUCGCGAUGACAGGUAGAUAUAGUUAUCGCAAUGUGAGUUAAAGAACAAGACAGCUGCUAUAGAAGUGCUCAAGUAUGAAAGAGCGCUGCACUCUGAUGUUUGUACAGAAUGAACGGUGCUAGGUUCUUCGAAGAAGAACGAUUUUGCUAUUGAGUACAAACUACGAACUAUUCACGUCAAAAUCUUCGAAAUUUAGUUGACAAAAAGAGCCGUUAUCAGAAAAGUUUGUCGAAGCUAGUGUAUCUGCCUCUUCCAACAUUCAUCGUCUAUGUCUAACAAAACCGUACUGAAACAACGCAAAUUUGUACAAUACUAUUCAUUUCGUGCUUGUGUAUCGUUGUAUGUAAUCCACUGUUGGGUAAAUUUUGGUCGUAGCUAUAGCAAGAAAUGAAUAUUCAUCGACAUCAUGAAGGGAAAAAUGCGAGGACAACAUCGUGACGGUAAGGAUUUUUAAAUGAAAGUGCGCCUGGUAAGAAAAGACUGAGAAACUACAACAGUGGCGUUGUGUUCGUUGAAGCAGAUUCAGAAGCCGCUUGUGCGUCUUGAAACAGUUGUACUGCGUCUGCCACAUCGGAUGGUAGGCCCCAACCUAACCUAACCUGUACAGUGGUCGCGUGCCAUCCGGUUGUCAAUGUACAAGCCAGUUGAUCCUACAACUAAAAUAUUCAAAA
Molecule: messenger RNA, 13294 nt
Organism: Amoebophrya sp. A25
Lineage: Eukaryota; Dinophyceae; Syndiniales; Amoebophryaceae
Source: the annotation of a GenBank genome assembly